Letharia columbiana is the source of this 297-nucleotide messenger RNA. RefSeq lists its product as uncharacterized. The record is from RefSeq and is a predicted model, not a curated record. Gene Ontology annotation, cellular component: nucleus; septin ring. The transcript has 2 exons. Gene Ontology annotation, biological process: protein sumoylation. Gene Ontology annotation, molecular function: protein tag activity; ubiquitin-like protein ligase binding. Bases 1 to 297 code for a protein of 98 amino acids. NCBI's taxonomy places the organism in Eukaryota, Fungi, Ascomycota, Lecanoromycetes, Lecanorales, Parmeliaceae.
AUGUCUGACCGUGAUCAAUCUCCUGGUGCCGGCGGCAACCCCGACGAUCAGCCCAAGAGCGAGCACCUGAACAUCAAGGUCACGGACAACAACAACGAGGUCUUCUUCAAGAUCAAGCGCACCACCGCCCUCUCGAAGCUCAUGAACGCCUUCUGCGAGCGUCAAGGAAAAGCACCCUCCUCUGUUAGAUUUCUCUUCGAUGGUGCGCGCGUCAACCCAAGUGAUAGCCCAGAAUCCCUCGAGAUGGCCGAUGGAGAUACGUUGGAGGUGCACCAGGAACAGAUCGGUGGAGCUUGA